This is a messenger RNA of Lingula anatina, 2253 nucleotides long. Its product is annotated as protein rogdi. The record is from RefSeq and is a predicted model, not a curated record. NCBI's taxonomy places the organism in Eukaryota, Metazoa, Brachiopoda, Lingulata, Lingulida, Lingulidae. Gene Ontology annotation, cellular component: RAVE complex.
CUGGGGCAUGUGACGUAGAUGUAAAUAUUGACAAAGUGACCCGACCUUCACCUUGAUAUCAUGGCUGUGGAGUUGGAACAGGAGGAACUCCGGCAAAUGGAAACUGAAGCACAAUGGAUACUGAAAGAAGAAGUUCACAGUGUAUUGGAAGAGGUAGAAGGCGUAUUGUUGGAAUGCUGUCGGAGGUUUACAUUAAAGAUUGGAUCAAAUGAAGACAACCUCGUGAAACCAGACAAGUUCAUAUUAUCAAGCCCUACAGGCAGUCCAAACAUGAAAUGUGUCAUCACUCUUAUGGGGGACAGUAUAUGUGAAGCAGACCUUCAAGUAAAAGUUCACAGGCAUCAAACACAGAUUUUUAAAACUGGUAUACAACCUGAUGAGCCAUGGAAAUUGCAGCAAAUCCAAGACGCAGGCAAUCAUCUGGCGGAGGCUCUCCACACUGUCAAAGAGCAUGGCAGAGAACAUCAGUUCAAAUCUGGAGAAGAAGUCACCAUUCUGCUCGACAGUAUAAUGAAAAGCUUAAACACAGGGCGGACAUGUUUAGUUCUUCCAAAAAAGAAAACUCUGGAUGAAUUACUGAAUAACAGAAAUAUGCACUGCUUUAAGCCACCUUUACCAUCUGAGGUUAGUGUUAGUUUCUAUGUUCAUGCUCAGAAGUUGGAGAUGGCAGUUUACCAGCUACAACAUGGACAACCUGGACAGAAAGUGGAGAUUGUCUCACGCUAUCAGGGGGAAUGCCAAGUGCCGUGGCUAAAUGAUGUAAUUGUACUUUUUACUUUAGCAUUACAAAGUUGUCAACAAUUAAAGGACAAGAUCUCCAUAAUUGAGGAAUAUUCCAAAUCUUCCAAAGGCCAUUAGCAUUGUACUGUUGUCUUGGAAACUGCUGAAUCAUUCUGUAUGGACAACUGAUAGAAUACUGCAGAUCAGUACAUGAUCAAUGUGAAAAUCCUUGUAGUUUUUUAAAAUCAUGCAGAGAUAUUUCUAUGGUUUUAGUAUGAAGGUAUUAAUAAAAAGGCAAAACUGUCAUGGAAAGUAAGGCUGCAUUAUAAGAUAUGAUGAUGUAGCAGCUCAUGAGGUUUGUUUACAAGAAAGCAGUAUCUCUAGUUCAUACUGUUUGAGAAAAGAAAACAACGAUGCCAAAUAUGGAGAUGAAAUGUUUGAUCUCACUGCAUACAUUUUGCAAACAUGGGUAGUUUUUUUGGUAAAUUAAUUGAUUUUUUAUUGAUUUUUAACAAUAUAGAAGUCUUUAAAUAUGAAACAAUGCAGAGAAAAGAUUAUUUGUAGUUGAAACAGCCUACAUUUCCUCGGUUGCUUUUUAGGUGAUGUCCAUUUAAAAUAAUUAAGGUCCCAGUGAAGGGAAACUGAAAAUUAUAUUCCAUAUUUUAUUCACAAGAUGUGGAAUGUAAUUCUGUGAUACAAUCUGAUUUUUUCCAGCUGUUCAUUAUGAUAAAAUUGAACCACAUGCAAUCCAUUGCUGAAGGUAGUGCUGUCAGCUUGGUAGGGUUGCACAGAAUGUGUCAGUUAUUGAUUGAAGCAGUUAUCCACUUAGUGAUGUACUGGAAAUUACAGUUUGUCUUUGCUGAUUAGUUUGAUGUUACCCUGAGCCUCCACUCUGUUGCGUGCAAGCUGUUCCGUUUUUAAAUCUCCAUAUCUAGAAGGCUCUACAUCAAGAAAGAAACAUGUAGACAUUUGAUUGAACAUUCAGGGAAUUAGGUGCAAGACGACUGCAAAUGUUGCCCUACUACUUUGCUUGUUUGUCCUAGAAGAUGUGUAAGUGCGUGUAUGUAUCCAAAGUUGAGACAAAGAGCAAAUGCUGUAACACAAAUCUAGUUAUGCUCAUCCUUAUCUUUUUUGAGUCAGUUUUUUACUCCUGUAGGUAGGCAAAAUGGCCUUUGGGAACAUAUGUCACUUAACAUACUAGGCAGGUUGACGGAGAAGUGGAAGGGACCAAUCCCCCCUCCUUCUUGUGCUCACGCCUGUAACAAAAACUUACCAUUUGGAAGGUAUUAAGUUAAAUUUUACUGAAAGUCGUCCACUAUGACAAACCAUAGCUUGAUAGCAUAGGUGAUACAAAAAGGUGAUUUAAUAAAACUCAUUUUGCCUACCGGAGUAAAGCUGAACAGGUGUAUAUCAAAAUUACUGAAAUCCAUGUAUUGGUUUUUUAUUCUCUUUGGAGUACUUUCUGGCAUGCUAUUGCAGCGUACAUUUGCCAAACAUCACCGAUUAACUGAUGAAUAAAGUUAUAUGCAAUGA